Solea senegalensis (Senegalese sole) is the source of this 850-nucleotide messenger RNA. RefSeq names its product histone H3-like. Bases 122 to 778 code for a protein of 218 amino acids. The record is from RefSeq and is a predicted model, not a curated record. Lineage: Eukaryota; Metazoa; Chordata; Actinopteri; Pleuronectiformes; Soleidae. Gene Ontology annotation, molecular function: DNA binding; structural constituent of chromatin; protein heterodimerization activity. Gene Ontology annotation, cellular component: nucleosome. The transcript has 2 exons.
CAAUCAGGAGCCGGAGGACUGAAGCAGCGUCACCGUGUCACAGCUGCUCCCACAGUUUAAGAGCAGAGAGUCGCUCGUGUCUGCUUCACUUUUUCUCCUGUUGAAAGCAACAAGCAGAAACAUGGCAAGAACCAAGCAAACCGCCCGUAAAUCUACCGGAGGUAAAGCUCCCAGGAAGCAGCUGGCCACCAAGGCUGCGCGUAAGAGCGCGCCUGCCACCGGCGGCGUGAAGAAGCCUCACCGUUACAGGCCCGGUACCGUGGCUCUCCGAGAGAUCCGUCGCUACCAGAAAUCCACGGAGCUGCUGAUCCGCAAGCUGCCCUUCCAGCGCCUGGUGAGAGAGAUCGCUCAGGACUUCAAGACCGACCUGCGCUUCCAGAGCUCCGCGGUCAUGGCUCUGCAGGAGUCCAGCGAGGCUUACCUGGUCGGCCUGUUCGAGGACACCAACCUGUGCGCCAUCCACGCAAUGAGUGGCCGUGGAAAAGGAGGAAAGGGUCUCGGUAAAGGAGGCGCUAAGCGUCACCGCAAAGUUCUCCGUGAUAACAUCCAGGGAAUCACCAAGCCCGCCAUCCGCCGUCUGGCUCGCCGUGGCGGAGUGAAGCGUAUCUCUGGUCUGAUCUACGAGGAGACUCGUGGGGUGUUGAAGGUAUUCCUGGAGAACGUGAUCCGUGAUGCUGUCACCUACACCGAGCACGCAAAGAGGAAGACUGUGACCGCCAUGGACGUGGUUUAUGCUCUGAAGAGACAGGGAAGAACUCUGUACGGCUUCGGCGGUUAAACUCACUUCACUUUGUCAUCAAACAAAACAACAACAACGGCUCUUUUAAGAGCCAACCACUUUGUCUCUGAG